Messenger RNA from Akanthomyces muscarius, 423 nucleotides. RefSeq lists its product as uncharacterized. NCBI's taxonomy places the organism in Eukaryota, Fungi, Ascomycota, Sordariomycetes, Hypocreales, Cordycipitaceae. The transcript has a single exon. Bases 1 to 423 code for a protein of 140 amino acids. The record is from RefSeq and is a predicted model, not a curated record.
AUGCCCAACGCAACCACCACCCUCCCUUCCCUCCCCAACGUCACGGCCUGCCAGCCAUACCAGCCCACGAGUCCGACGUACAAAAUUGAGGACAUGAUUCGUCCUGGAGUUUGGUUUGCCGCUGCCAAGGGCAACGUCUCCGCCGAGGCCAUGGCCAUGUGUUGUGGCACCAACUCCGUGCAGCUCUUCGCCCAGACGUGCGAGCUGUUUUGCGAGGUCCCCGAGCACAAAUACGCCGACACCACCAAGAGCGAUGGGUUCAACGAAUGCCUUAUGGACAAAGGCGUGCGCGCGGAUCUGAAUUACGGCCAGGGGGGGCAGAGCGGCGGAAAGCCGUCGUCAGGCGGUAUCAUGAUUGGGGCGGCUAGGGGGUUGGUGUUGAUGUGCUUGGGACUGUUCGCUGUUCAAGCUUUUGUGUUUUAG